This is a messenger RNA of Prunus armeniaca (apricot), 753 nucleotides long. The record is from the annotation of a GenBank genome assembly. Lineage: Eukaryota; Viridiplantae; Streptophyta; Magnoliopsida; Rosales; Rosaceae.
AUGUGUGUGGUGGUGGUGGUGGUAAUUUCAACCCUCCGUAGUCAGUAUAGAUAUGCAAGUAUGAAGAUCAGCUUGUUGAUUUUGAUUGGUGUGGCUAGUUUUGGGUCUGUGUAUAAAGGAGUCCUUGAUUUUGAUGGAGCUCAGCUUGUUGCCAUCAAGGUGUUUAUUAACAUGUUACAUCAUGGAGCAUCUAAGAGUUUCUUGGCGAAAUGUGAGGCGUCAAGAAAUAUCAGGCAUCGAAAUCUCGUCAAGAUUAUAACUGCAUGUUCAACUGUUGAUUAUCAAGGUAAUGAUUUCAAGGCUCUCGUGUAUGAGUUAAUGGACAAUGGGAGCUUAGAAAAGUGGUUGCAUUCGACUAUUGAAACGAAAGAGGAAACAGAUGCACCCCAGAAUUUAAAUCUUCUUCAGAGGCUAGACAUCACCAUUGACAUUGCUUGUGCACUUGAUUUUCUUCAUAACGAUUGCGAAACACCAAUAGUCCAUUGUGAUCUCAAGCCAAGCAAUGUUCUCUUGGACGCAGAGUUGACUGGACAUGUUUCUGACUUUGGACUUGCAAGAUUCCUUGCAAAAUUAGCCGAUAAGGCUUCAGCAAAUCAAGCAAGUUCCAUUGGCAUAAAGGGAUCGGUUGGCUAUGUUGCUCCAGAGAUGUUUACGGGAAGGAGACCCACUGACCACUUGUUUAGUGAUGGCUUGAACCUUCAUAAUUUUGUGAAGACUGCUUUUCCCGAUCGUGUCACAGAGAUUGAUAUUUAA